Molecule: messenger RNA, 378 nt
Organism: Brassica oleracea var. oleracea
Lineage: Eukaryota; Viridiplantae; Streptophyta; Magnoliopsida; Brassicales; Brassicaceae
Product: putative pumilio homolog 20
Exons: 1
Coding region: 1-378 (125 amino acids)
Source: RefSeq, a predicted model, not a curated record
AUGGCAAACGGCGGCGAUCUUACCGCCACAGGAGCAUCCAUCGAACAAGAGUCUCCGGUGGUUCCUCCUCCUCCUCCACGUGAAAUCCCCACCGCCAAUAUCCCUCCUCCAAGAUUCACCGCACCAAACAGAGUCAAUCUUACUGAAGAGAAUCAAUCUUUACUCAACUCAAUUCGCUCCUCAGCCGCCUUAACUCCUCAAGAAAGGAACAGGUUGUUCAACUUAAUGACUAGCAGCGAAGAAAACGGUGCGGCUCAGUUUAGAGAGGUGGUCUCAAGAAGCGAUCUUCGGAGGAUGGCCUCGUUGCUGACGUCAGAUCUCGAUCGUUUCUUGGAGAUGGCAAGAAACAAGAACGGCUACAACCGCAUACAGGAGUGA